AUGGACAUCUCCGAAGAGCAAUAUGAUUGGCUACUCACUUGGUACAAAAAGACUGCAGAGGAAGAACUUCUCGAGCCUUUAAAGGAAUCUCUCAAACUUACUUCUGCAAGUGUAACGAGCUCGGCGAAGAAUUCCAUGACCUCCCUUGCUCCGUUAAACAAGUCUCAUUCUCACGAAACCGAAAACUCGACUGACACGCAAUUCCAUAAAAUCGGCGACUGUACCGAUUAUAGAACAGUGAAGUUUGUCCUUGCCACAAACGAUGUAACCUAUGGAUAUUCUUUUCCUCGUGAAUACUCUUCGGCUUCAAUUACUCCCAUUUCCACCCAGCCUUCCCCCGCGUCUUACUCUCAGAAUCAACAGUUACCCCAGGACAGAUUUUUCACUCAGGCCGUUCCUUAUUCACCAUCGUUGUCGUAUCCUUCUCCGUCCCCUCGCUUACUCGCUCCGACCGCUCUGUACAGAACCCCUGAUUCCUUCUAUCAGGAGUCCAACGAAAACUCCUGCUCCACAAGUGCUCAGUCGUCCGUAAAUCCCAGUCAGUACACUACGGUCACUUAG
This is a messenger RNA of Lentinula edodes (shiitake mushroom), 561 nucleotides long. RefSeq lists its product as uncharacterized. The transcript is spliced from 4 exons. The record is from RefSeq and is a predicted model, not a curated record. Lineage: Eukaryota; Fungi; Basidiomycota; Agaricomycetes; Agaricales; Omphalotaceae. The coding region runs from base 1 to 561 and encodes 186 amino acids.